This is a messenger RNA of Pistacia vera, 2885 nucleotides long. Its product is annotated as potassium channel KAT1. Gene Ontology annotation, cellular component: membrane. Gene Ontology annotation, molecular function: protein binding; voltage-gated potassium channel activity. Gene Ontology annotation, biological process: potassium ion transport; transmembrane transport. The record is from RefSeq and is a predicted model, not a curated record. The coding region runs from base 492 to 2855 and encodes 787 amino acids. The transcript is spliced from 11 exons. Lineage: Eukaryota; Viridiplantae; Streptophyta; Magnoliopsida; Sapindales; Anacardiaceae.
UCCAAGCAAACCAAGCCCUUCUCUGUAUAUAUCAUUCAAUCUCCACAUGCGUUGAUGAUGGAGCGCCCACCAGAAGCACCAGUACACCACCAUUGUCAUUUUUCAUCUUUAUUCAAUCUUCUCUUUCUCUCUCUCAGAAAUUCAUCACUGCAACUGCAUUGUACAAGAUUCAUGUCUGCCACUUUCACUUUCACUGCCCUCUGGCUUCUAGUUUUUUCCUCUACUUCUCUUGUGUCUAGCUUCCUUUUCUUGUGCAAACUGGAUGAAAGAUUUCCCGCUUCCUUUUCCUUCCUUAAUGAACUGCUAGUUGCAUAAUCUUCCACACAAUUUUUUGAAACAUGUCAGGAAACUAUUGAGAUAAAGGUUAUCAAAAGGCACCUUAACUCGUGUCACCGGUCACAGGCUCUCCUUAUAUAUAGUCAUUCUCAAGGGUCUUAAACUCCACCAAAGUCUUAACACUAUUAUAGACUUGAGGAAUUCAAAUACCAAACAUGUCAUUUUCUGGUUACAGAAACUUCUUCAAACGAUUCUGUAUCGACGGGUUCCAAGUGGAGAGUGUUAAUAAUGGCAGUUUCCUCUCUAGCGAUCUCCUACCAUCCCUUGGAGCUCGAAUAAACCAGUCAACCAAGCUACGAAAACACAUAAUUUCCCCUUUCAAUCCCCAUUAUAGGGCCUGGGAGCUGUGGCUGGUUGUUCUAGUCGUUUACUCAGCUUGGAUCUGUCCAUUCGAGUUUUCAUUUCUAACUUACAAGAAAGAUGCCCUUUUCAUUUUCGAUAACAUCGUAAAUGGCUUCUUUGCCAUUGAUAUCAUUCUGACCUUCUUCGUUGCAUAUCUUGAUAGCCAAUCAUAUCUUCUUGUUGACAAUCCCAAGAAAAUUGCAAUCAGGUACAUAUCAACCUGGUUUAUAUUUGAUGUCUGUUCGACGGCUCCAUUUCAGUCUUUCAGCCUCCUCUUCGGAAAUCACAGCAGUGAAAUUGGUCUCAGACUUCUCAACAUGCUUAGACUCUGGCGUCUCAGAAGAGUCAGCUCUCUUUUUGCAAGACUUGAGAAGGACAUUCGGUUCAACUAUUUCUGGACACGGUGCACGAAGCUUAUUUCUGUAACACUGUUUGCAGUACACUGUGCUGGAUGCUUUAACUAUCUGAUUGCAGAAAGAUACCCUGAUCCAAAGAAAACCUGGAUUGGUGCAGUGAACCCCAAUUUCAAAGAUGAAAGCCUUUGGAAUAGAUAUGUAACUGCCAUGUACUGGUCUAUAACAACUCUGACAACAACUGGUUAUGGAGACUUGCAUGCUGAGAACACCAGGGAGAUGCUGUUUGACAUAUUUUAUAUGCUAUUCAACUUGGGAUUGACAUCCUACCUCAUUGGAAACAUGACCAACCUUGUGGUUCACUGGACCAGCCGCACCAGGAAUUUUAGGGAUACAGUCAGAGCUGCUUCAGAAUUUGCUACACGGAAUCAACUGCCCCCUCACGUACGGGACCAAAUGUUGUCACACAUAUGCCUGGGGUUUAAAACGCAAGGACUCAAGCAGCAAGAAACCAUGAACGGUCUUCCAAAAGCCAUUCGUUCGAGCAUUGCACAACAUCUCUUCUUUCCCAUCACUCAAAAUAUCUAUCUCUUCCAAGGGGUUUCCCAUGAUUUCCUUUUUCAACUGGUUUCAGAAAUGGAUGCCGAGUAUUUUCCACCAAAGGAAGAGGUUAUUCUGCAGAAUGAAGCUCCAACAGAUCUUUAUAUACUGGUCUCAGGAAGAGUGGAAUUCAUAUCCUAUGUCAACGGCCAAGACCAAGUCCUGGCAAAGGCAGUUGCAGGAGAAGUAUUUGGAGAGAUUGGAGUUUUAUGUUACAGGCCACAGCCCUUCACAGUGAGGACCACUGAACUUUCUCAAAUUCUACGACUGAAUAGAACUUCACUGAUCAACACCAUCCAAGUAAAUACUGAAGAUGGGCGCAUUAUAAUGAACAAUCUUUCUGAGAAACUGAAACAGCUAGAAAGCAUGGGUUUCAAAUACCCAACUACAGAUCCGGGAUUAAUCCUCAACGAAUGGCUAGAUGGAGAACCGAUGGGAGGGAGCAAUUUACAUGCUGGAUGCCAAGAAUCCCCAAACAGAGAUCCGUCAUUGCAGGAAUUAAAAGACUUCAAUAUCCUGGGAUCAGAAGCUACAGAGAUGAAAGAAACAAACAAAGGUCAAGACUGCACUGUAUAUGCCAUGGAUGUAAAUCCAAAAGUUGAAGAUGGCCAAACAGAACUCCAUUCUGCAAUUCGAAAGGGGCAUUUUGAAAUGGUAAAACUAUUGCUGGAAGCAGGUGCAAAUGUAAAUAAACCCGAUGCCAGAGGAUGGUCACCAAAAGCUCUAGCAGAACAGCAAGGAAACAGAAAUAUAUAUGACCUCUUAUUAAGUUAUGAAAAUAGAACACCAGAUGAACAUAAGGUAGAGAUCAUUGGACCAGAAAUAGCAGAUAACACCGUAAAUAGUCAAAGCAAACAUAGAAGACAAGGGGGACCCAGUUUUUUAAAUUCUCACUUGAAAAGAGAAGCCAUACACUUCGGCUCAUGCAUUUCUAGCUCUGCGAGUGACAGAGAAGUGAACAAAUCAAACAAAAAGAGAGUUACUAUUCACAUGCCAUUUGAAAGCACAAGCACAUCACAGAAGCAGCCUGCCAAGUUAAUUGUCCUACCUGAUUCAAUAGACGAGCUCCUCAGAAUUGCUGGUGAAAAGUUCGGAGGCUACAAAUUUACAAAAGUCAUCAAUGCCGAGAAUGCAGAAAUAGAUGAUACAUGUGUCAUUCGAGAUGGUGAUCAUCUGUUUCUCCUUCAAAACAAGUCUGUGAACAUGAAUUAUAAUGUGACAUAAGAUUAUUGAAAGCCUAUGAUGUAGACAUGC